Penicillium canariense is the source of this 4239-nucleotide messenger RNA. RefSeq names its product putative ABC multidrug transporter. Gene Ontology annotation, molecular function: ATP hydrolysis activity; ATP binding; ABC-type transporter activity. Lineage: Eukaryota; Fungi; Ascomycota; Eurotiomycetes; Eurotiales; Aspergillaceae. Gene Ontology annotation, cellular component: membrane. Gene Ontology annotation, biological process: transmembrane transport. The record is from RefSeq and is a predicted model, not a curated record. The coding region runs from base 1 to 4239 and encodes 1412 amino acids. The transcript is spliced from 3 exons.
AUGGAGAGUCCCACUAAACACUCGUCCCCGCCAGGGUCGAUAGAAGUCAAAGAUGUGACCGUGAGUGCUGCUGCUACGGUCCUCGGUGACGAGACUCCUCUCAAGAUCACCCCCUCGCACAGUCAGCACAACGAAUGGAGCCUGCUGCAACGGGUUCAACAACAACAUGAGCGGGACCUGGCCUCCGGAUUCAAGCGUCAGGAGCUUGGUGUGACCUGGCAAAAUCUCAGUGUCGACGUUAUUAGCGCGGAGGCGGCCGUCAAUGAGAACGUCUUCUCACAGUUUAAUAUCCCCCAGCAUAUCAAGGAAUCCCGCAGCAAGCCCCCACUUCGCACCAUCCUGAACAAGAGCCAUGGCUGCGUCAAGCCCGGCGAGAUGCUUUUGGUGCUAGGCCGUCCUGGCUCCGGUUGUACAACGCUGCUGAAGAUGCUUGCCAACCGUCGAGGCGGAUACAGGGCCGUGGAAGGAGAUGUCCGAUUUGGCUCGCUAUCCCCCCAGGAGGCCAGCCAGUAUCGAGGCCAGAUUGUCAUGAACACCGAGGAGGAGCUAUUCUUUCCGACCUUGACAGUCGGACAAACCAUGGACUUUGCAACUCGCCUCAAGGUCCCCUUCCACCUGCCGAACGGUACCGACUCUCCCGAAGCGUACAAAGACGAAGCGAAGAAGUUCUUGAUGGAAUCAAUGGGAAUCUCCCACACGGAAAACACCAAGGUCGGUAACGAGUACGUUCGUGGUGUCUCGGGUGGUGAGCGCAAGCGCGUCUCAAUCAUCGAAUGCCUCGCCACCCGCGGAUCCGUCUUUUGCUGGGAUAACAGUACCCGUGGCCUGGAUGCCAGCACCGCUCUGGAGUGGACCAAGGCUAUCCGUGCCAUGACUGAUACCCUGGGCCUGUCAACCAUUGUCACCCUCUACCAGGCCGGGAAUGGUAUAUAUGAGCUCUUUGACAAGGUGCUGGUCCUGGACGAGGGCGAACAGGUGUACUACGGCCCUCGUGAACAGGCCCGGCCGUUCAUGGAGGAGGCUGGCUUCAUCUGCCGCGAUGGUUCCAACGUCGCCGAUUUCCUUACUGGUGUCACUGUUCCCACUGAACGCCGCAUCCGCGAAGGAUACGAAAAUCGCUUCCCCCGAAACAAGGACACACUUCGCCAGGCGUACGAAAAGUCCUCCAUCUACACGAACAUGGUCUCAGAGUACGACUACCCGAACUCCGAAGCUGCACGCGAAUGCACCCGAGACUUCAAGGAGGGCGUGGCCUUCGAGACCUCCCAACAUCUCCCCAAGAACAGUCCUCUGACUGUUAGCUUUACCGAGCAGGUCAAGGCCUGUAUCGCCCGGCAAUACCAGAUCAUUUGGGGUGACAAGGCGACGUUCAUCAUCAAGCAGGUUGCCACCCUGAUGCAAGCUUUGAUUGCUGGUUCCCUCUUCUAUAGCGCCCCUGAUAAUUCGGGUGGUCUGUUCGUCAAGUCUGGUGCCCUUUUCUUCUCUCUGUUGUAUAACAGUUUGCUUGCCAUGUCCGAGGUAACAGACUCCUUCGAGGGUCGUCCAGUCCUAGUCAAGCACAAGAGCUUCGCUAUGUUCCACCCCGCCGCUUUCUGCAUUGCCCAAAUCGCCGCCGAUAUCCCCGUAUUGUUGUUCCAGAUCAGCGUCUUCUCGCUGGUCGUCUACUUCAUGGUUGGCUUGACAAUGUCUGCGGGAGCCUUCUUUACCUACUGGAUUUUGGUCUUCGCCACUACUAUGUGCAUGACCGCCCUCUUCCGCGCGGUUGGUGCUCUCUUCUCCACAUUCGAUGGUGCUUCCAAGGUUUCCGGUUUCCUCAUCUCGGCGUUGAUCAUGUACACUGGCUAUAUGAUUCAAAAGCCCCAGAUGCACCCGUGGUUCAGCUGGAUUUUCUGGAUAAACCCGCUAGCCUACGGCUUUGAGGCUCUCCUGGCCAGCGAAUUCCAUGGGAAAGUCAUCCCCUGUGUCGGAAACAAUAUCGUUCCGCAAGGCCCCGGUUACGACAACGCUGCGCACCAGUCUUGUGCUGGUGUCGGCGGUGCCAUCCAGGGCAACACCUAUGUCACCGGCGAUCAGUAUCUCGCCUCGCUCUCUUACAACCACUCUCAUCUCUGGCGCAACUUCGGUAUCAACUGGGCUUGGUGGGUUUUAUUUGUGGCGGUCACUAUCAUUGCCACUUCUAGGUGGAAGUCCCCUUCGGAGAGUGGAAGCUGCCUAGUUAUUCCCCGUGAGCGACUGAGCCAACACCAGCAGAACGCUCCCACCGACGAAGAGUCGCAGGUGCAAGAGAAGUCGAAGAAGCCAUCUGAAGGUGAUGCCCAGGAAGAGAAUAACAUUAACAGCCAGUUGGUCCGCAACACUUCCGUGUUCACCUGGAAGAAUCUGUGCUACACCGUGAAGACCCCUACCGGUGAUCGCAUGUUACUCGACAACAUUUAUGGGUGGGUCAAGCCUGGUAUGCUAGGUGCCCUGAUGGGUUCCUCCGGUGCUGGCAAGACUACUCUGCUCGAUGUUCUGGCACAGCGUAAGACCGAGGGUACCAUCAAGGGCUCGAUCAUGGUAGACGGCCGCCCUCUGCCUGUUUCCUUCCAGCGUUCUGCCGGCUACUGUGAGCAGCUUGAUGUUUUGGAGCCAUUUGCCACCGUCCGGGAAUCUCUCGAGUUCUCUGCCCUCUUGCGGCAGAGCCGGGAUGUGCCCCGCGAGGAGAAGCUGAAGUAUGUCGACACUAUCAUCAAUCUCCUAGAGCUGCACGAUAUUGCUGAUACCCUCAUCGGUCGCAUCGGUGCUGGUCUGAGUGUCGAGCAGCGCAAGCGUGUCACCAUUGGUGUCGAGCUUGUUUCUAAGCCCAGCAUUUUGAUUUUCCUGGACGAGCCUACCUCCGGUCUCGAUGGACAAUCCGCCUACAACACCGUUCGUUUCUUGCGAAAGCUCGCCGACGUCGGCCAAGCUGUUCUCGUUACUAUUCACCAGCCCUCCGCUCAACUCUUUGCUGAAUUCGACACUCUCCUUCUGCUUGCCCGGGGUGGCAAGACCGUGUACUUUGGAGAUAUUGGCGAUAACGGCCAGACUGUUAAGGACUACUUCAACCGCUAUGGCGCCCCGUGCCCCAACACUACCAACCCGGCCGAGCACAUGAUUGACGUUGUCUCGGGUCACCUCAGCCAAGGUCGUGACUGGAAUCAGGUCUGGCUGGAGUCGCCCGAGCACCAGAAGGCCCUCCAGGAGCUUGACCAGAUUGUCGAUGCCGCUGCUGCGAGCCCCCCGGAAUUCGCGACCUCAAUCUGGGAGCAGACGAAGCUCGUGACGAUUCGCAUGAGCACGGCCCUAUUCCGCAACACAGAUUAUGUCAACAACAAGUUCGCCUUGCACAUCGGUUCGGCCAUUUUCAACGGAUUCACUUUCUGGAAGAUCGGCGAUAGCGUCGGUGAUAUGCAGCUGCGUUUGUUCACGAUCUUCAACUUCAUCUUCGUUGCCCCUGGUGUGAUCAACCAGCUGCAGCCGCUCUUCCUAGAACGCCGCGCGAUCUACGAGCAGCGCGAGAAGAAGUCGAAGAUGUAUUCCUGGUGGGCCUUCGUGACCGCCCUCGUCUCCUCGGAGAUCCCUUACCUCUGCAUCUGCGGCGUACUGUACUUCGUGUGCUGGUACUGGACGGUGGGCGGCGACACUGCCUCCAGCAAGUCCGGCGCCACUUUCUUCAUGAUGCUGCUCUAUGAGUUUGUGUACACCGGUAUCGGCCAGUUCGUUGCCGCGUACGCGCCCAACGCCACCUUCGCCUCGCUGGUGAACCCCCUGAUCAUCGGAACCCUGGUGUCGUUCUGUGGUGUCCUCGUGCCGUACGCGCAAAUCCAGGAAUUCUGGCGCUACUGGAUCUACUGGCUGAACCCGUUCAACUACCUGAUGGGCGGCCUGCUGGUCUUCAACGUGUGGGACACCGACGUCAACUGCAAGGAGAGCGAGUACGCCAUUUUCAAUCCGCGCAACGGCAGCACCUGCGGCAAUUACUUGACCUCCUACAUGGAGACCAUCGGCAUGCGCAUGAACCUGGUCAACCCGGAUGCGACCGAGAGCUGCCGCGUGUGCCAGUACACGCAUGGCAGCGACUACUUGUAUACCCUCAACCUUAAGGAGUACUACUACGGCUGGCGGGACAUUGGCAUCGUGGCUAUCUUCGUGGUUAGCUCGUAUUCAUUGGUGUAUCUGCUCAUGAAGCUGCGGACUAAGGCUUCCAAGAAAGCCGAGUAG